AGCUUCGAAGCCUCGAUACAGAACGUCACAUCACUAUUUCUCACCGUUUCAGUGAAAAUCGAUUAUAGUGUAAAUAUGAUCCAUCUACCCUCCCUUGACCUGGAUCUCCUCGCUGAUUUCAGUGUGUGAUCAGCCAUUGCUGGUCUUCACAGACACCGACAGGAGACAGCGGCAUCCUCACCGCCUUACCCACUUUCCCGAGAAGGUGAAGCCGUUAUAAUAACAGCGCUAGCCGCUAUGAGACGAAUCACUGGUAAGGCGAAGGAUGAGACUCUGAUCGAGCUGCAGAGCGCCAGGGCUGCAGAUGUUCCUGCUGUGUUGACUGCAUUCAGGAUUAACCUCCACCCAGAUGAAAGCAGCGGAAAUGGUUCUUUAUCUGAAAGAGCGCCACUGCCGGGAAAUACAGAAACAGACAAACUGCACCCAAGCAAAGACACCGUGUUCUUUAGGGACGGAGUACGAAGAAUAGAUUUUGUGUUGUCCUACGUAGAUGACAAGGAUGGAGAAAAGAAACAGGAGAGGAGGAGGGCGUUUGAGGCCAACCUGGAAAAAACAGGACUGGAACUGGAGACAGAGGACAAAUCAGACUCCAAGGACCAAAAGACCUAUUUCCUAAAGAUCCACGCUCCAAGGGAUGUACUGGCCACCUACGCUGAUGUCUUGAAGAUUAAAGUUCCCUUCAAGAAGAGUGACAUUCCUCAAAGUCAGGAUGUCGCUCUGGAGUGGUUCACGCAACCUUUUCGACUGCCGGGCAACAUCAUGCACCCAGAACCGGACUAUUUCACCUACCACUUCGACAAGACCAAGACUGACUUCUUUCUCAUCGGGGACAAAGACACUUUUUUCCCACCAUCCACAAGAAAUAGAAUUGUGUUCUACAUCCUGUCUCGUUGUGCGUACUACAAAGAGGGGCAGAAAGAUAGAGAAAAGACGGGAAUCAAGCGAUUACUCAGCAAUGGGACCUACACGGCGGCCUUCCCCCUUCAUGAUUGUCGGUACUGGAAAAAGGGCAGAAAUGCAGAGGAGCGUUACAACCUGUACAAGCACUGGGCCAGGUUUCUCUGCUUUUAUAAAGAGCAGCCUCUCAACCUCAUCAAGAAGUACUACGGGGAAAAGAUCGGGAUCUACUUUGCCUGGUUGGGUUUCUACACAGAGAUGCUCUUUUUGGCAGCGGUUGUGGGCCUUAUAUGUUUCAUCUAUGGAGUGCUCAGUUAUGAUGACAACAUAACAAGCAAAGAAAUAUGUGACCCUAAAAUAGGAGGCAGUAUCAUGAUGUGUCCUCUUUGCGAUAAAAACUGCACGUUCUGGAGGCUCGACUCAACGUGUCUCUCAUCCUGGCAAUCCCAUCUGUUUGAUAAUGAGGCAACCGUAUUCUUUGCCAUGUUUAUGGGGAUCUGGGUAACUCUGUUUUUGGAGUUCUGGAAGCGACGCCAGGCCCGGCUGGAGUACGAGUGGGACUUGGUGGACUUUGAAGAGGAACAGCAAGAGCUUCAAACUCGGCCUGAGUUUGAGAUCAAAUGCACUAACAGGAGACUCAACAAGAUCACACAGGAAAUGGAGCCACAUCUCCCCCUCCACAGCAGGUGUGCUCGCUACUGCCUCUCUGGAGCCACUGUUACAUUCUGGAUUUCUCUGAUUCUGGCCUGUAUUACUGGGGUCAUAGCAUAUAGGUUGGCUGUCUACGCAUCCUUCGCAAGUAUCAUUGGCAACCAUGGGGGAGAGUCCGGCAUCCAUAAAAACAAGACCCUGCUAGUGGGCGGAUUGAUCACCCCACAGCUGGCGACUUCUGUCACCGCUUCCUGCAUCAAUUUUGUCAUCAUCAUGAUCCUUAACUUCUUUUAUGAGAAGGUGGCCAUCUGGAUCACUGAUAUGGAAAUACCAAAAACUCACCUGGAAUAUGAGAACAGGUUGAUCACAAAGAUGUUCAUGUUCCAGUUUGUCAACUACUACUCCUCCUGCUUCUAUGUGGCCUUCUUCAAAGGAAAAUUUGUGGGUUACCCGGGUAACUACACAUACAUGUUUGGCAAAUGGAAGAAAUUUAGGAACGAGGAGUGUGACCCUGGAGGCUGUCUGAUAGAGCUGACCACACAGCUGUUGAUCGUCAUGGCGGGGAAACAGUUAUGGGGGAACAUUCAAGAAGCUCUGCUGCCGUUGAUGCGUAACUGGUGGAGCAGCAGAAAGGGGCGUCACAACCCCGAGAACCAUUACAGUCGAUGGGAGCAGGACCACGUUUUGCAGAACUUCAGCCAGCUGGGUCUGUUUUACGAGUACCUAGAGAUGGUGAUCCAGUUUGGCUUCAUCACUCUCUUUGUGGCCUCUUUCCCCUUGGCCCCCCUCUUGGCCCUGUUCAACAACAUCUUGGAAAUCAGGGUGGACGCCUGGAAGUUCACCACCCAGUUUAGGCGACCAGUGGCAUCCAAGGCUCGAAACAUCGGAGCAUGGCAGGAGAUUCUAAAUUCAGUGGCCAUCUUGUCUGUUGUUACCAAUGCUUUCAUCAUGGCCUUCACCUCAGACAUGAUCCCCCGUAUGGUGUACCUGUACGCCUACAGCAACAGUACCAGCAUGAAGGGCUACAUCAACAGCAGCCUGUCAGAAUACAGAAUACCGAUAAGACCACAAAACAUGACUGAGGACAACUGGUUUCGUCACUUCAAUACGACCUGCAGAUACCGUGACUACCGGCACCCUCCAGGCCACGAGAACGAGUACACUCACACCAUGCAGUUCUGGCACAUCCUGGCAGCCAAAAUGGCCUUCAUUAUUAUCAUGGAACAUGUGGUCUUUGUGGUGAAGUUCUUUAUUGCGUGGAUGAUCCCAGACGUCCCGUCAGAUGUGAAGGCGCGCAUCAAGCGAGAAAGAUACCUGAUUCAAGAACACCUGCAUAACUACGAGGUGGAAAAGCUCAAACUGCAGCUGAGUGCCAGCUUCAUCACAGAGCCGCAAACUUCGGAAACGUCGUUGACGCCAGACAAACACGAAGUGCUUUCCGAGUGCCUGUAGCGCCUGCGUCGCACCUCCAGCUAACAAAGCCGAGGGCGGACAUGUCUGCGUAUUUUCUUCUCCCUGAGAACAGCCAUAUGCAAGGGCUUCUGUCCUUGAAUUCAAAAGGCUAUUUGUUUCAUUUUGGAUGGACAAUAAAGACUUCCACAUUAUACUCCUAUGUUAGGAAACGCAUAGAGACAGCAUUUAAAAUCCAGUGCAGUAUAACAUUUUAUUUUCCUUAAAAUCAGCUUCUUUUGCAGACGAAGUGUUCCUAUCCGAUAAAAACUGUCUUUACAUUCGUCUUUCUUUGUCAUAAAAGCAUAAUCUCUGUGUUUUCUGAUACAGUUAAGGUUUGUUUUCAUGUGACAGUGGGCUUGAUUCCUUUUUAAAGAGCUGAUUGUGAUGUCAGUAAUUUAAUAUUCUGCAUGCUAGCCUUCUGAUGAGAAUGCAAAAUGAAGGACUGAAUAUUUAGAGAAGAAGAUACGAGUCAGUUGUGAAUGUAGAAAACACUCAUGCUUACAAAUAUUUAAACAUAUUCGAGAUGAAACACAACUCAACUGGCAGUGCUUCUUCAGACAGCUUCACCAUGAUUCGUUUUUUAUUUUUAUUUUAAUAGGUAGCUACAUAACAAUAUGUCCACUGAUCUACAGCCGAGCUAGUAGACUAUGAGUUUCAUUGUUUGAGUGUAUAUUAUAUGUAGAAAAAAGCUCUUUAAAACUGUGCAUUUGAAAACCAAGUACCUCCAUCACACUGCAGUAAUACUGUAACAAUCAGAUGUGUGGUGUUAUUCCACUCUGACCUGAGUUAGCGACAGAAAUAAUGCGUUAAGACAGCAGCUGCAGGCUCGUGUCUGAUCUUCUACGUGUAUUACCAAGUUGCUGCGGGACCAAUUAUAACAUUUCUCUAAAAACAAACAAACAGACUACAUGAAGAACAUGUUGUCAGGACACUGGACAGAUCAUGUGUUGGCUUUACUUUCCCCUGUUUAUACAAUAAAUGGCCAACUUUUAAUUUUCAGUUUUCAUAUUGGUUAUGUCACCAAAUAUUAUUAAUUGUGUAACCGCAAGCUUAGAAAUAUACAGGAAGCAGAUCUUCUUGUAGCCUGGUGGGGAUAUGUAUGAGUAACAUGAAAUGGUUUUAGUAACCAGCUCAUUAACUAUAGCUGGCGUCUAAGUGCUGCUGUGGAUAUAAAGAUGCUGAUUUUUAAGGGGCUAUAGUGCAAUUAAUUUAUUGAUCCAUUUCUGCCCUGUAGCCUGAAGCAUUUGUGUUUAGAGUUACUCUUUUUAUGCUUUUACAUUUGGACCUUGCAGCAUUUGGGUUCUUUCUUUUAGAUUGUCCUCGUAACUGGCCAACAAGCAGUGUUAGCUCAGACAGCUCUUCCAGCACAUCAAGGGACCACACUAAUGAAAAAUAAGACUCCUGAUUGACAUUUUACAUUGCAGCAAGCGUCUGAUUGAUUUUUUUUUAAAUGAAUUGAUCAUUUGUCAUAUAGAGUCCAUGUUAAUCUCUUAUGCUUUUUUAGGUUUCCGUGUUUGUGCUUUAACUUCUUACAGUAAAGCGGCUGAUGCAAUCAGCAAGAUAUAUCUGACAGUCGACAGCUAAGCCGGGCUCACUCCAAUCUCAGGAUUUAAAAUCUUUCAGUGUCUGUUGAGCAUGACUGUUUACAGAGGCGUGCAAAAUCCAGCAACAUCCAUGAUGGAUUUCCCAACAAACGAAUGCCUUAAACAUCUGUCUUUAUUUGUUUUUGUAUGUUUUUUUAAAGAAAAAAAAAUUUCCUAUCUGUUUCUCAACAUCUGUUGCAUAGUAUUUGAUGCUGCAAACUAUGUGCAGCGUACCAGUUUUGUGCAUGAACUGUGGUCAUGUAAAUAUUUUGUCAGUAUUAAUAUGUAAGUUUUCUGUUGACUGUUGAACAGGAACUUAUUAAAACUGUUAAAAUUCCCAAUAAAUAAAGAAAAGCCA
Molecule: messenger RNA, 4941 nt
Organism: Oreochromis niloticus (Nile tilapia)
Lineage: Eukaryota; Metazoa; Chordata; Actinopteri; Cichliformes; Cichlidae
Product: anoctamin-5
Exons: 21
Coding region: 238-3000 (920 amino acids)
Biological process (GO): chloride transmembrane transport
Cellular component (GO): plasma membrane
Molecular function (GO): chloride channel activity; protein dimerization activity
Source: RefSeq, a predicted model, not a curated record